Molecule: messenger RNA, 2102 nt
Organism: Tachysurus fulvidraco (yellow catfish)
Lineage: Eukaryota; Metazoa; Chordata; Actinopteri; Siluriformes; Bagridae
Gene: rcn1
Product: reticulocalbin 1, EF-hand calcium binding domain
Exons: 6
Coding region: 494-1468 (324 amino acids)
Cellular component (GO): endoplasmic reticulum
Molecular function (GO): calcium ion binding
Source: RefSeq, a predicted model, not a curated record
UUUUUGUCUGUCUGUUUGUUUUUGUUUUGCAGACGACAAAUCGUGUAUAUUUUAGUUUUUAUUUAAUUUAAUCGGUUUCCUUUCUGUAUAAAGUUGUAUAUCAAUAAACUUGAUAAGUUCUCGUGACGAAUCUGCGGAACGGUUUAGUAAGAUUGCGUCCAUCAACGUGGCGCCUCACACACACACACGCGCGCGCGCGCACAGGCUAAUAGCUGUGUGUGUGUGUGUGGUGGGUUUAAAACUACAGGGAGGAUCAAAGUGUGUGAGAAACGGAUUUAUCCAAGAACUCUCUGAAAAAAAUAGAAAGAGACUUUAGACAUCAGAACGGAUUUAAAUUCACUCUCUUUUUUUAAUCAGAUAAAUCUGUGUUUCUGCCUCUGUGCGCGUGCGUGGAUCAGUGUGACUCGGAGCGCUCGAGCGGUUUAUUUAUAACUUAAAUAAUCCGAGUGUUUAUUAGAAACACACAGCCCCUGUUCGGACAGCGUUAGUAGCCAUGCACGUAGCGUGUGUUGCGUGUGUCGUGUGUGUGCUGACGUGUGUGGUGGAGCUGAAACCCACGUUGAGAAAAGACAGAGUUCAUCAUGAAGCAGAGCUGAGCAACAAACCUCAUGAAGCUCAGCACGCGCACCAGCAGAGCAUACAGUUCGACCAUGAAGCUUUUCUGGGAAAAGAAGAAGCCAAGACCUUCGACCAGCUCAGUCCAGAGGAGAGCAGAGACAGGCUGAGUAAGAUUGUGCAUCGUAUUGAUGCCGAUGCUGAUGGGUUCAUCACCUUUGACGAGCUGAAGCUGUGGAUUAAACGUGUUCAAAAGCGCUAUGUUUAUGAGAACGUGGCUAAAAUCUGGCGCGACUACGACCUGAACAAAGAUGAGGCGAUUGGUUGGGAGGAGUACAAACAGGCCACAUACGGAUACUACCUCGCGAACCCAGAAGAGUUUGCAGAUUCCACCGAUCAGUUCAGCUUUAAGAAGAUGCUGCCCCGAGACGAGCGCAGGUUUAAAGCUGCCGAUCUGAACGGAGACGAGAAAGCAGAGAAGGACGAGUUCACCGCUUUCCUCCAUCCUGAGGAAUUCGAGCACAUGAGAGACAUUGUUGUCCUGGAGACGUUGGAGGACAUAGAUAAGAACGGAGACGGCUACGUGGACGAAGACGAAUACAUCGCGGACAUGUUUGCACACGAAGAUGGCGGGCCUGAACCAGACUGGGUGAAAACCGAGAGAGAUCAGUUUUCCGAUUUCCGAGAUCUGAAUAAAGAUGGAAAGAUGGACAUGGAGGAAAUCCGUCACUGGAUUCUGCCUCCGGAUUACGAUCACGCUCAGGCUGAGGCGCGACACCUUCUGUACGAGUCUGACACCGAUAAGGAUCAGAUGCUGACAAAAGAGGAGAUUCUACAGAACUGGAAUAUGUUUGUAGGAAGUCAAGCAACAAACUACGGAGAAGAUCUGACAAGGAACCACGACGAGCUCUGAACACAACACGAGCAAGCACAAUAAUUCAUCAUUUCUCCAUUCACACCAUUAAUAAUACUAUACUAUACUACACUAAACUACACACUGGCCCAUCGGUAAUCACUAAAACAUUCUGAGGAUGUGAAAUUCCAGCACUUUCUCCAGGAUCGUCUGACUGACUGACAGAUCUACCGAUUUGCAGAUCUCUAAUCUACCUCAGUGGCCUUCGUGGCUUUUUCUUCUGUUUGUGAGUGAAUUAGAGACUUUACCUGCAAGUUUGUUUCACAGAUUCAUUUUGUUUAGUUGGAUCUUUUUAAUGAUCUGAUGUAAAAUGUGUUUUGUAUCUUUACUGAUGAGGAAACACACACCUAGUGUUACACAGUCAAUUACAAACCCAGCAUCACGAUAGGAAUUUUUUGUUUCCUUUUUUAAUUAUAUAGUAUGUGUGUCAGGUUUCUGAGCAUUGAAUCUGAUCACAGUUUUAAAAACAUCUUCUUUUAACUUUGUACUUGUUUUACUGAUUCAUUUUAUGGACUUGUUUUGCCAGAGAAACCCGGUCCAGUUGCUGAAUAAUAAUUUGUGUCCCUGAGAUUUCUUUUUCAUAAAAAAAAAUAAAUCUUGACUAUUCUGCACAGCCUGUGUGUGUAAUCCAAAA